AUUCUAUAUAUAUAAAAAAAAAUAACCAAGAUGGCAGCGAGUAUUUGUAGGAAAAAUAUCUUUUACAGUAUUUGCAGACGAAAUUUUGGCCACAAGAGAAGUUUUUCGAACAGUUAUAAAUUUACAAAAUGUAAAAUCAACCGAGCAGUCGUUGCUGGUUUGUCAACAGCGUGUUUUGUCUCGUUUAGCGCAUUUUACGCGAAAUGGAAAGGGAUUUUACAAGUUCAUGCAGAUGAAGGGGAGGAGAAAAAGGCGAAGAAAUCACCGACGUACAGAGAGAUGCGGUUCCUGCACUUCGCCUCGGUGGAAUACAAAGGAGUUAUCUACAUGACGCCUCAGGAUUUCCUAGAAUCCGUCACAGAGGACAUGCCACGACCAAGGAUUGGAAGAACAGGUUUGACUGAGAGUGAGGUUGAAAGCUGGCUGAAGCGUACACCGAACAGGCGAUAUGGCAGUACCAAAUUAUUUCGCAAUCUACAUGACAAAGGUCUCAUCUCUUACACAGAAUACUUGUUCCUGUUGUGUGUUCUCACAAAGUCCAAGUCAGGCUUCCGCAUAGCUUUUAAUAUGUUUGAUACUGAUGGGAACCAGAUAGUGGACAAAAAAGAAUUUCUUGUGUUGGAAACCUUCUUCACACUUCCCCCUCAGGAAAGAAAAUUUGUCCCCAGAGAACGGAAAAAAUUACAAGCCUUACUUGAUCUUGAAAGUGUUUUCAGUAAGAAGAAAGAUGCACCAAAAUCUGACGAUCCACUUAACAAGUCCAUAGGACCGGUGCAGGACACCACUCUUCUGGUACACUUCUUUGGUUCCAAGGGCAAGGACGUUCUCAAAUAUGAAGAUUUUCACAGGUUUAUGGAGAACCUUCAGUCCGAGGUGAUAGAACUUGAGUUUCUGGAGUUUUCUAAGGGCCUAGCCACAAUAUCCGAGGAAGAUUUCGCUCGUAUCCUGUUACGAUACACAAUGUUAGACAAGUCGGAUGUAGAGGAGUGUAUCGCCCGUGUCAAGAGCAGGGUCCCAAGUGAAAAGGGCAUUUCUUUUGAAGACUUUAGGAAAUUCUGUCAGUUUUUGAACACACUAGAUGACUUUACCAUAGCAAUGAAGAUGUAUACAUAUGCAGACCAAGCUGUUUCCAAAGAGGAUUUCCAGCGAGCUGUGUUUGUAUGCACCGGUUCCAACUUAAGUCCACACUUGGUGGAGACCGUCUUCAACAUUUUCGAUGCGGAUGGCGAUGGACACCUCAGUUACGUAGAAUUCAUCUCAAUCAUGAAGGAUCGCCUUCACAGGGGGUCAAGGUCACAGUUGAUGCACACUCAGGACAAAUGGACGGCAUUUAAAUCCUGUGUAAAGAACGAAAUGAAGACGUAUAAUUAAGGGACAAGAGAUCGACAUCUUUUCAAUGGUACAUAUAUGUACAGCUGAAACUUGACUUACAGUGGGUCAUUGCAUUUCCUUCUUGUCAUGCUAAAACCAUUUCCAAAUGUUGAUUUUGCAAGUGUUAUAAAGAAAAGUUGGCAUCAAAUCAUACAUAUCAAUUUUAGUGCAUCAACUGAGAUUUGAACAUUGCCAUUGAUUCGAAUAUCUCAAUUUGCGUAGCUUUUUGUAAUUGGAAUUUAAAUCUAAGUUUGUCAUGAUGUUUGUUGGAUGGAUUUGAACAUCCAUGUCCAUUUUAGCAUCAAUUCAGAAUUUUUCAAGAACACUGGAAAAAGUUUUUUUGAAAUCAAUACAUGUAAGUAUAUAAACAAGUUUGUUGUAGCUAAGUCUUGUGAUAUUAAGUAAUUUGUUGUGCUUUAAAAUCAUGCAAAUGGCAAACCCACUGCCUAGAUCCUGUGAUAACCUCUGAAAUUUUUUGUUGGUAAGGGAAAAUACGUGUUCAGUUCUUAUUGUUUUAUGUACUGAAUAUAUGCUCUUUCUGUCUGUGUUAUGGACACUGUGUUCCUCGUGUGUGUUAUGGGAACAUUAUGUUCCUCUGUGCGUAUGUUAUAGACCCACUUUGCUACUGUAUGUGUGUGUAUGGACACUGAAUCCCUUGCCAGUGUUUCGUUAUUUCGAUUGUGUACGUUGAUACACUCAAAUCUUGUCACUAUUUUCCUCUAUUUAUUGUAUUUAAUAAAUUCUUUUUACCAGUA
Ostrea edulis (European flat oyster) is the source of this 2126-nucleotide messenger RNA. RefSeq names its product calcium uptake protein 3, mitochondrial-like. Bases 31 to 1371 code for a protein of 446 amino acids. The transcript has 12 exons. Gene Ontology annotation, biological process: calcium import into the mitochondrion; mitochondrial calcium ion homeostasis. The record is from RefSeq and is a predicted model, not a curated record. Gene Ontology annotation, cellular component: uniplex complex. Lineage: Eukaryota; Metazoa; Mollusca; Bivalvia; Ostreida; Ostreidae. Gene Ontology annotation, molecular function: calcium ion binding.